AGCUCUUCCAAGCGCGACCUUCUGCAGCCGAGCGAGGAGGACGAUGAAGAGCGAGUGGGAGGGCAGACAGACACCGAGGGAGGAGAGAAGCAGACGGAGCGUAGGAGGCUCUGACAGUUCGGUCUGCGCCCACUUCGUGUAGUUUCUCCGUCGUCCUUCGUCCACCUGUCUCGUUCUCAGCAUGGACAAGCUUCUUUGUGGAGUUCUAUUUGUUGUCCUGCAGGUCGACUGUUUGCAUUCCGUGUACAUCUCAGGCAGCUCAGAUUCGCUCCACCAGGUUCUGUCGGAGUUUCACGUCGUUCAGCCGGUCAGGACCAACUCAGCAGGUCACUUCCUGUCUCGGUCUCUCACCACAAAACACCUGCUACGCAAGAAAAGACACACCCCUCAAGAGGAAACCUCCAGAAGUCCAAAUAACAAUGAAGAGAUGUUGUGGAGGGAGAAAGACACAGAGGUCUUCUACAAUGUGACAGUGUUCGGACGAGAGCUCCACCUGAAGCUCCGCCCAAACCUGCGGCUUGUCGCGCCGACGGCCACCAUGGAGUGGUGGGAGGAGUCUGGGGAAAAGAAAUCACAGCCCAUCGAAGAAGCCGGAUGUUUCUACACAGGGGAAGUUUCCAACAUGGCCGACACGUCUGUGGCCAUCAGCAACUGUGAUGGACUGGCUGGAGUCAUCCGGACGGACCAGGACGAGUUUUUCAUCGAGCCCUUGCAUCACCAGACAGCAGAAGAAGAUGGCGAUGGUGAGAAGGAAGGACGAAGGCACAUUGUGUAUCGAUCCUCUGCCAUCAUCUCCAAGAAACACGGCAUCAACUUUACCCACGAUGACACGCUGUUGGGUUCUCUGGUCGGUUCUGUCAGGAACCAAAACAUCUCAAGUUCUGAACCUCGGUCGACUCGGAGGAGAAGAUACAUCGAAGGGGCAGAACUGUUUAACAUUGAGGUUCUGCUCGCUGUGGAUUAUUCUGUUCUUCUGUUCCACGGCCGAGAUCACAUGCAGAAGUACCUUCUGACUUUGAUGAACAUCGUGAAUGAGAUCUACCAGCAUCAGUCUCUGGGCGCCAACAUCAACAUCGUUCUGGUCAGGAUCAUCAUGUUGCCACCAUCAAAGUCUCUGGAGCUGAUCGCGGUGGGCGACCCUCAGAAGAGUCUGAAGAACGUCUGCGGCUGGUCGUACCUGCAGCAGAGAGAGCAGAGUCUGGAGGAGCAGCACGACCACACCAUCUACCUGACGCGGCAGGCGUUCGGCCCGUCCGGCAUGCAGGGCUACGCUCCCGUGACAGGCAUGUGCCAACUGCACCGGAGCUGCGUCCUGGUCAUCGAGGACGGCUUCAUGUCGGCCUUCGUGGCUGCUCAUGAAACGGGACACGUGUUAGGGAUGGAGCACGACGGCGAGGUCAACGACUGCGAGGACGACGUGUCUCUCGGCAGCAUCAUGUCUCCGCGAGUUCAGGCCACCUUUCAUCGCUACCACUGGUCGCGGUGCAGCUGGAGGGAGCUACACAAGUAUCUGGACACUUAUGACUGUCUCCGUGACGACCCCUUCCACCACGAGUGGCCCGCUCAGCCUCCUUUGCCUGGCUUUCAUUACACCAUGGACCAGCAGUGUCGCCUUAACUUCGGGUCAGGGUUCAGCCUGUGUACAGCGUAUCCAAACAUCGACCCCUGUAAGCAGCUGUGGUGCAGCGAGUAUUACAACCCGUUCUACUGCGAAACCAAGAAAGGGCCACCGCUAGACGGGACCAAAUGUGCACCUGGGAAGCACUGCUUUAAAGGUUACUGCAUGAAACUGACCCCCGAUCUCUACAGACAUGAUGGCGGGUGGGGGGCCUGGGGUCCGUAUGGUAAAUGCUCGCGGACAUGUGGAGGCGGAGUGAGGUUCCGGGCCAGACGUUGCGACAACCCAGCUCCAGCCAACGGGGGGCGCACUUGCUUCGGGAACAGCUUUGAGUUCCAGCUCUGCAGCCAGGAGGAGUGUCCGCCUCUCACCGACUUCAGGGCCGAGCAGUGCAAAGCCUGGAACGAUUUCUUGGAACAUGAAGGGAAGAAACAUCACUGGCUGCCGAUCGAACAUCCCGAUCCGGACGAACGCUGUCGUCUGUUCUGCCGCUCAAAAGAAACAGGCGAGGUGGUGUCGCUGAACAGGAUGGUGCACGAUGGGACCCCCUGUUCCUACAGUGAUGCCUACAGCGUCUGUGUCCGUGGAGAGUGUGAGCACGUAGGCUGUGACAGACAGAUAGCAUCGGACCAGCAGGAGGACCGCUGUGGUGUGUGCAGGGGAGACAACUCCAGCUGCAGGAUCGUGAAAGGAAACUUCACACGGAGCAGCAGGAAACCAGGUUACCUAAAGAUCCUGGAGAUCCCCAGAGGAGCGCGGCACCUGAUGGUGCAGGAGUUUAAGGGCACGCCUCACAUCCUGGCUGUGAAGAAUGCGGAGACGGGUCACCUGUUCCUAAAUGACGACAACGAUUUCCCCGAAACCAGAACAGUGAUAGAGAAAGGCGUGGCCUGGGAGUACUUGAACAGUGAGGAGCGAGAGUACAUCAAGACCACGGGUCCACUGACCUACAGCGUCCUGCUCAUGGUUCGCCCUCACGGUGACACCAAGGUGACGUUGUCUUACCGCUACGUCAUCGAGAACCAACUUCGGUCCUCGCUGGAGUCCAACCUGGUGCAGGAGGACGGCAUCUUUUACGAGUGGGCUCUGAAGAAGUGGUCUCAGUGCUCAAAGCCCUGCGGAGGAGGGAAACAGUUCACAAGAUUCGGCUGCAGACGGAAGGCUGAUGGAAAGAUGGUGCAGAGGACGUUCUGCGCUAACAUCAGCAAGCCAAGAGCCAUUGGCCGCAUGUGCAACACUGCCACCUGCAGUGUACCACGCUGGAUCAGCGGUCCAUGGGAGAAGUGCACGUCCUCCUGUGGCCAGAGCGGCUGGCAGCGUCGCUGGGUGAGCUGCCAGCAGGAUUCCAGUGUCGGACAGCGCAUGCGCUCAGUUCCCAGCAAGCUCUGCACCGACCAGCGUCCUGACACCAAGCAGCCGUGCAACCGCUUCCCUUGCCCCCCCUCCUGGCGAGCAGGACCCUGGACUCCAUGUUCCGUCAGCUGCGGGAACGGCACUCAGGAGCGGCAGGUCGCCUGUUUCACACCGGAAGGUUCAGUAGGGAACUGCAGCCAGACUCCCCCGCUUUCAAGUCGCACCUGCAGAGCGCCACCAUGUGGAGGAGACCCAAAGAACUUCAUGGUCCAGUGGCUGUCCCGAUCAAGCACAGACAUCCCAGCUGCUGCACCCUCUCCUUCCAAGCAGCGUUGCCGUGGUGAUCGCUCUGUGUUUUGUCGGAUGGAGGCUCUGAGCCGCUACUGCUCCAUCGCCAGCUUCAGACAGAUGUGCUGCAGGUCCUGCAGCAACAGAUCACAUUUGACGGCACUGACGACAACGCAGAUAUCCCUCACUGAUGUCACCACCACCAUGACGGCUCUAACAACAUCUCGGACCAGCACCGAUUUCGUUUACGUGGACUACGAUGAUUACGACGAGUAUUCUUCAUAUGAAGAUAAAUCAGUUUCUGUGUCCACGACCAGAGCGACUUCCACAUCCAUCAUAACAGCUACAAGCAGCGCACCCUUUGAUGUGGUUCCCAUGGUAACAUCCGACAGCCCAACAUUAGCACCGGUGAGGACUUUUGCCACAACUGAAGUUCCAACGACGCUAAGGACUGAAAACGUGAUCAUAAAUGUGACGUCGUCACCUGACAGGACAUUCGGUGCGCGAGCCUUGAAAGUUAAGCCGGCAGGUUCAAAGCCUGCCACGGCAGCUAUGUCUUCGUCCAACAACAACUCAGUGGACGAGGUUUCCUACCGGAUCGUUGGACUGGACUCUGAUAACGCAAAAGGGCAGCAGAACGUUUUUGUCUCUCGAAUGCCUCGGACCCGCGAGAGGACGCAGAAUAAACGAAUCCAGGAGCUGCUGAAUGAAAAGCGGAGACAGGGACGUUUGAGGAGGGCCAGCAGAGACUUCUGAGGCUUCUCAACAUUGACAGUCUCAAGCUUCUCAUCACCACUUCUCUUUGAAAAACUCAUAUUGAGAUCCAAACCUCAUCGUCAGCUUGAACUCGCUUGUCAGUACUCAAACCAGACCUGCUCGGGUUCCAGCUCUGGGUGGUUGGAGAUUCCAGUCACAUUCCACAUUGUUUUGUUCCUGUUGUAAAUCGAAUAAAGCAAA
Synchiropus splendidus (mandarinfish) is the source of this 4216-nucleotide messenger RNA. Its product is annotated as A disintegrin and metalloproteinase with thrombospondin motifs 2-like. NCBI's taxonomy places the organism in Eukaryota, Metazoa, Chordata, Actinopteri, Syngnathiformes, Callionymidae. Gene Ontology annotation, cellular component: extracellular matrix. The record is from RefSeq and is a predicted model, not a curated record. Gene Ontology annotation, molecular function: metalloendopeptidase activity. The coding region runs from base 182 to 4015 and encodes 1277 amino acids. Gene Ontology annotation, biological process: extracellular matrix organization; proteolysis. The transcript is spliced from 25 exons.